AUGAUCCAGAAUUUCUUCACCAACGGAACAUGGUACGGCUUUUCCUUCAGCAACCACAGUGUGUUGGAGUACCAUGGCAUCAUGAUGCACGCGCAAGGCGACGACCACUGGUUUCCUCCGGCCACAGAGGGCAUCCUGGUCGGCUGCUACUGCCUCGUCAUCCUCUUCGGUCUCCUAGGCAACCUCCUCGUGUGCGUUGUCGUGUACCGGAACGCCCAGCUCCGCUCGCCCAGAAACCUGCUGAUUUUGAAUUUGUCACUGUGUGAUAUCAUAAUGUGCGUAAUAUGUAUGCCCUUCUCCUUGAUCCGAAUGACACUGAAGAACUGGCCACUAGGAGAAGCUUUGUGUAAGAUUGUGCCUUCCUUGCAGACAAUUGACGUGUUUGUAUCCACAUUUACUAUUGUGGGCAUAGCGUUUGAUAGAUACAAGGCCAUUGUCUGUGUGGUGAGGGAACGACGUCAAAGAAAGCCUGUUGUGCAUGUCAUCAUUGGGAUCUGGGUUGCUGCUAUAGUGAUGGCGCUGCCGAUGCUUAUGUUUCAUCGAGUCCAUACCACAGAUAUGGUGGAGUACCACGUGUGCGUGGAAGACUGGCCAUCGGAUCCGUUUAAAGGGAUUUACACUACUGUCAUCAUGGUGGUACAAUACAUGACACCUACGCUCGUUAUAACGAUCCUGCACGCACGGAUAUGUCACUUCCUGCGCCUGCGCAUUGAAGAGAACCCCACAACAGAAGCCGAAAAUAAUCGGGCACUGAGGUAUAUGCGACAACACCGCCGGAACCUCUUACUUCUCACCGCCAUCGCUGUUUCAUUUUCAAUCACUUGGCUUCCAUUAACGAUCCUUAAUGUUACAGCGGACUUUGAUUACAAGCUAUUCGCUGACAAGAACUUUAACUUACUGUACGCUGUCUGCCUGCUCAUAGCAAUGGGAUCAGCUGGCUUGAAUCCCCUGUAUUAUGGCUGGUUUAACGUCAACUUCAAGAACGCGUUCUUUGAGCUUCUGUGUCAGCCGGACGGCGAGAGCACCCAAGACAGGAGUAGUGGCAGUGGUAAUGGCUCGAAUGCUAAAACGGGAUUCAAAUACGAAACCUUUAAGGUUGAUUCAAGGGAGGGGUCGAUCCGGCAGAGCAAUUGAAUCCUAUAUUUCCUUAAAUGUCAAACAUUGCAAUACCAUGUAGAAAGUAACCUCAUCUGACGGGAAACUAUUGAGAAAGGAUCCAGUUCCUAAAUUUAAGUCACUUUCUUCACAAAUAAUAUAUCAUUUAAUAUUUUAAAAGGUUACACUGGCACAAAUUCGGGAUAUGGUUUGGUUGUUCAUAGAUCGUAUAAAUAUUUCGGUCCUGGCCCUCGUUCCACAAAUCGCUCAUAAAGCUACGAUUAUCGAAAGUCUGCGAUAGAUAUGGGAGGUACGACGGUUGCAGCGCUAACACUACUUUGGAGAACGAAAUCAUGGUACUUCUGAUAAAUUACAAAGUGUACGCUGACGAGGUUCCUUAUGAAGUGCACAUUCCCUUAAGAGAGUGAGUGAGGUGGUACGCCCCUUUUAGCAAUACUCAAGCAAUAUAACGACAAGAGUAGCCGUGAACCGCCUUCACAUAUUGUGCAUAGCGUGGGGAAUAGCAUCUAAAGACUGGACUACCUGAUUGACGGCUGUUUAUUGGGACGAUGAUUUGAACUUGGAACAAUCUGGUUAUCUGUCCAUUUGCUCGGUGGGUGUAUUAGGAAGUCUUAUUUGAAUCACAUUAAACUAGUAGUGUUCCUUAAAGGAGUCCUUUGGAUUUAUGGCACUACGUGUGAUCGGGUUUAACAUCGCAAUGAGCAGUACUACAGUAACGUCACGGACUGUCAUUAUACAGAAUGACAAAAAAAGUGGUGACAAAUUAAGUAACAUAACUUAACCCACGGCAACUAGAUUAUGGCACGGCAAAAGCACUGUGAUGGUAAAGUGAGCUCCUCAGAUAAAUGGGCCAUCUGGACCCAAUUAACAUUACCUUGAACCGUGUCAGUUGAAUCUUGGCAUUGCGUAUUUUUCAAAUAUAAGGAAGUGGGACGUUUGUAACAACGACCACGGGUAUUUACAGCGAGUCAUGUGAUACAUGUACAUGUAGAGCCUAACGAUCCCAUCCCGCUAGUCGCCUCUUAUGGCAAGCAUCGGUUGCUGAAGACCUAUUCUAACCCAGAUCUUCACGAUUGUGUAGAUGUUUGUGUUUGCAAACGAUAGAAUCUUGAACAGACAAUCCAUCGACAAUCCAUCGCAUAGGUCUACUCAAUUGGGAUACGAUGACAUGCAAAUCAACCAAGUCAUUAAGGCUGACCACCCAGUCCCUUCAGUCACCUAUUCGACAAGCUUAGGUUAUUGGGGCUGCCACAUUCGUACCCGGAAACCCCGCGGAACCCACAAUUAACAUAGCUCGAAAAGGUUCAGUGACCACUGGACCAAACCUUACCCCGACAUAAACUAAAUCAUCAAACCCCUGUCAUCUUCUCACGGUACCAUGUAACAAUUGGCCUACUGCUUAAUAUGUAAACGACCAUAUGCUUUAUGUCAAUCUGCGCAUUACUCAACAAAUUGUUUUAGGCGUGUUUGGGUGAUUGAUUCUAAUCAGUUUGGAUCACUUUUCGGGGUUUGAACUCAACGUGUCAAGAUUUCAGUUUGUCAAUGUUUCAUUUGCUCGUCAGUUCAUUUCAAGGUGUAUACAUGAAAAGGACUAAAAUAUAGACAUAUUUUCGUUUUAUAUGCAUCCAACAUAACAAUAGGAUUAUCGUUUCACUGAAACAUGGGCCAAAAGAGGUGGUAAGCAAUUGACAAAUUGUUAUCAGAUAAGUAUGGCUACCGAUGAGAAUAAAGUUAUUAUUUAAUGUAGGCACUGUCAUAUAAAUGUAUAAAAAGCUGGGUCUAUGCUUAUGCUUUCAAUGAUCUAAUUGACCGUGUCGCUACAUAACUAAUGACGUUAAUAGUAACAUUAAUCAUUAUAAAAUUUUGAUUUGUUUCAGUUGAUGAUUUGGAGAAUAGAGAAUAAAAGCCGAGGCGCCAACCUAAAUUAUCUGUAAAGCCAUUUUGGAGUCGCAGAACAAUACUAUAGCGGUGUAAAGACAAUUAGUAACACCAGCGCCGAGCCUUCGAAUUGACGACGUGGCCUUAAAACUCAUGUAUAUUACGUACAUGAUGAACAUCGACAGCAGUAAUCAUAUAAAUGUUUAUUUACGAUGCCUAGAAUGAUUUUUUUUACAUAAAACCAAUAGGGAGAGGAACCGUUUUUACACUCGGUGAUUGUGCACGACAUCGUUAACCACAUUGCCUUAACAGAAGGUUGAGUGGCUACCCGGUAGAUUGUAAUAAGAACGUAGACCAGUGUCUUAUAAUCCUUCUAGAGUAUUGUGAAGGUUUUGUAUUCUAGAAAUACAAGAGCAUAAUGUCCCGGUGGUCAUUGUACUUUCUGUGACAAUAAUUGUAUGGAAAUAAUAAUGAAUAACUGUGAAGUUGAGCACAUGGUGUUGCAAUGUUUGAACAUAAGUGAAUUUAGUUAGUCCAGCAGAAUCGCUCAUCGUAGUGCCAUCCGAUAUAGGCUUACAGUUUAUGCUCCAUUGGCCGCCUGACCCCUGGCUAAGGAGCUGACUUUGCAUGCGUCGGCUGUUUUGCCGGAUCUAACUUUUAAAUUCCAGUUAUAUAUUUUACAGAGUUUACUGGUUUGCUAAUUAUUUUGUAGUUGGUUAUAGCUGUUGGCUAUUUUCAUAUGUAUACGUAUUUUUGUAUUUACUAUCGUGUACAGUUGUAUAGAAUGCUCAACACGAGUGUAAAAACAUCGAACAAUGCAGACUACUUCUGAAUGACAGUAGGCUGCAUGAGAAGCCGUAAGAUGAUGCCCUAGGCAUUCGGAAGACAUCCACUGACUCGGGGUUCUACGUUCAAAGACGCAGAAGGAAUUCCGCAAACUGAAAACCAAAUUAAUCUGGCGUUAGAAGAUCGUGUUUAUGGAUAAAAUGAAAAUUCAUUUUUCUCAGAAAAGAACUGUGUUUACUUUUCAGCAUUUUAUAGAAUAUCUUUUCACACCUUUUACAAUUUUCAUAAUUUUUCCUCUCUUUGGGGUUAGUGUAUAUUUAUACAAAUUGCUAUCUAUAUUUGAGUGUGUCACACCUUCACGGAGUAAUCGAGGCAUUACUUGCCUCAUAUUGAUAUAUAUUUUGUUUGUUUAAUGUUGUGUUUUGUUUUCCUGAAAUUCUUUGUCACAAAGUUCCCGUGCACAAAUUAUUUUUGUUGCAUUUCUUAACAUAGAAUAUUGUUGCAUUGAUUAACUACAUCUCCAUAAAGGAGGAUUUGAAGGAAUUACCUCAUGACAUGCAUGUGAUGGACUAGUGUUGUGUUGAUUCUGGAGAUUUAGAAAGCGCGUUUUGAAUUUGUUUUGCACUUCAAUAUUUACACUCUAAGAGAGGAAAGGACCUGUGCCGAGUACAAUCCAAGAAAAAUUUAUUUUCGAUGAAACACCAGUCAUGUUAACAGUUUACAUUGUACCGUCUCAAACUUUACCAUGCUUCGUCUGAUGCUCUUUGUGUCGUAGCCUGUACACAGUUUGUGUUUCAUCCGUUAUAACAUUAUCCUUUCUGUAUUACAUGACUCACUUGUGAUAACGAUGAAGAUGCCUCUCGCUCAGUGCCUGCACAUGUAUCCUGCAGUAUUCCAUCAAUAAAAAAUGCUUCUG
Molecule: messenger RNA, 4696 nt
Organism: Haliotis rufescens (red abalone)
Lineage: Eukaryota; Metazoa; Mollusca; Gastropoda; Lepetellida; Haliotidae
Product: neuropeptide F receptor-like
Exons: 1
Coding region: 1-1134 (377 amino acids)
Biological process (GO): G protein-coupled receptor signaling pathway
Cellular component (GO): membrane
Molecular function (GO): neuropeptide Y receptor activity
Source: RefSeq, a predicted model, not a curated record